GACGCAAGGUCCACGCUGCCGCCUCAGCUGCCUCCUCACUUGAACUCGGCACGACGAAAUAGUCUGACCCUGGUUUUGUCAGCAGAUCCUCAGAUGCGGCUAUAAAAUAUUAAGGGCGAACAAAGGAUCUGCAGGAGCCAGGCCCCCGAGAUGAGUUUAGAGUCCUUUUUUCAGCACAUCAUCUUCACUGAGCAUCAGGCUGAGAAGAGUCGUAGAGAGAUGCGAGAAGUAAGGUCAGAAAUAGCCAGAUGUCGUGAAAAAGUUAAGCAAGCAACGGAGGCACUGAAUGAAGAGAAAGUCAAGUUGGAAGCUAAGGUUCAGCAGUUUUCUGAAAAAUCCUUCCUCUUACAGCUUUUGAAAACUCGUGAAAAUGCUUUAGAGAGACAGUGUGGUGAAAUUAUAAACCAAAGGGACAUGCUUCUCCAAACCUUUGAGGCUACAAAGAAAAAAGUGGCCAAGGAAGAGGAAACAUUUCUUAAGGAAAUUGCAGAUUUCAAUAAUGAGUAUGAAAUAACAAAGAAAAGGGAGCUUUUGAUGAGAGAAAAUGUCAAGAUGGAACUAUCUGACUUGGAAAACGAAGCUGAAGUUUUGAGAAGGGAAAUGAAGUCAGUGGAAUGUGAUAGUGGACAGUUAAAUGAACUUCAGAAACAAAAAAGUGAACUGUUAGAAGAAUUAUCUACACUCCAGAAAAAACUUAAAGUUCUUAAAGAUGAAGAGAAUGAAGCCAUUUGUACCACUAAGAACCUAGAGGCAGAAAAAAUCAAAAUCAAAGAAAAACCUCAAAAUGACCCUGAAUGCUUGAGACUUCAAAAAGAAUUAGACCUUUAUAAAGAUGAUGAUAUGGAAAGUGUCUGUGAAGCUCUCCAAACAGAAAUGCAAGUUUUGGAGUUGACUUUGGCACACAAAAAUCUUCAGGACAACAAGUAACUUUUCAAGAGUUGAUGAGCCACCUGACAAUUGACCAAAGUAUCUUACAGCUAAGUUGUUUGGAUGGAGACGUGAAUGGUACCUUUAUAGCACAUUCUUGUAUAAAGCAUGAGGCCCAGAAUAUUCAAAGUUGUUUCUAGA
Messenger RNA from Nannospalax galili (Upper Galilee mountains blind mole rat), 1068 nucleotides. RefSeq names its product coiled-coil domain containing 172 (gene Ccdc172). The coding region runs from base 151 to 927 and encodes 258 amino acids. The record is from RefSeq and is a predicted model, not a curated record. NCBI's taxonomy places the organism in Eukaryota, Metazoa, Chordata, Mammalia, Rodentia, Spalacidae. Gene Ontology annotation, cellular component: cytoplasm. The transcript is spliced from 9 exons.